AAUGGAUCCGAUCCAUUGCAGGUAUGGCUGAUGUAAGAGGAAGUUGUGGUACAUGCAAUGAAAGGUGUGGUUGUCCUUCUCCAUGCCCCGGCGGAAUCUCUUGCAGGUGCGCAUCGUCGGAUGCAAGCAUGGAGCACAAGAGAUGCUCAUGUGGAGAGCACUGUGGGUGCAAUCCUUGCACAUGUCCAAAGAGUGAAGCCGCUACUGGAAAGGCCAACUGCAAGUGCGGUCCUGGCUGCGCCUGUCCCACCUGUGCCGCUUAAACUUAAUUACUAAUUACUCCCUAGCUAUUACGUACCUGCAUGCAUCAUAUACGUCAUAUAUAUGCUUACCUUUCCUAAAUUAAUUAUUAGGACUAUAUCCUCUCUCUCAUCCAUUUUAAA
Solanum tuberosum (potato) is the source of this 383-nucleotide messenger RNA. RefSeq names its product metallothionein-like protein 4B. Bases 24 to 263 code for a protein of 79 amino acids. The record is from RefSeq and is a predicted model, not a curated record. Lineage: Eukaryota; Viridiplantae; Streptophyta; Magnoliopsida; Solanales; Solanaceae. The transcript has 2 exons. Gene Ontology annotation, molecular function: zinc ion binding.